Molecule: messenger RNA, 162 nt
Organism: Ilyonectria robusta
Lineage: Eukaryota; Fungi; Ascomycota; Sordariomycetes; Hypocreales; Nectriaceae
Exons: 1
Source: RefSeq, a predicted model, not a curated record
AUUAGCAAAAAUUCUUCAUAUUAUAAAAAAUCUAAACAUAUAGAUAUUGCCUAUCAUUUUACUAGAGAUAAGGUUAAAAAGGGCAAUAUACAGCUUUUCUAUAUAAAAAGUAAAGAUAAUAUAGCAGAUUUCUUUACUAAAAGCUUAGGAGCUAUAGAAUUC